GCUCGGUGGGUUGCGUUAAAAAAAGUCCGACCGCCGAAAGGCGCCUCCCGCAGCCGGGCGGACCCGGCGCGUCCCGCCAGCCAUGGGCGCUGUUAGUCAGAGAGAGCGGCCGCGGUGCCGGAGUUGGCGGGAGCUGUGAACGGGGCGCUUUGGGUAAGGAGAACGGAAGGCUGCCGGUUCCUGUAACGUGCAGGUAAGAUUCCUUACAUUUGAAGAUGCCUCUCUUUGGGAAUAUUGUUGUAAUUAAGCGGAAUGGGACUGAUGGGAUUAGUUUUCCACUCACUGCAAGUUCUUGUUUAUUUGGAAGGAGAACAGAAUGUGAUAUUCGCAUCCAGUUGCCCCAGGUCUCAAAAGAACAUUGUAAAAUUGAAGUAAAUGAAAACAAGGAGGCUGUAUUGACUAAUUUAAGUACAGUAAAUCCUACGCAGCUGAAUGGUGGUUGUUUUCAGCAACCUGUUCCUUUGAAGCAUGGAGAUGUGUUAACUAUUAUUGAUCGUUCUUUCAGAUUUGAAUAUCCUCUCCAGUCAACUCCAAGAAAGAAGCGUUCUAGAUCUCCAAAAGAUGAAACACUGCAGGUUCUUCAUGUUCAGCAGGUGGCAGAAGUGAAAUUACCACACCAACAAACUUCAGGAUCUAAAAGUCUUCAUGCUUCAGAUAAUGCUGAUUGCGAAAUAAAAAAUGCCAAUGGAAAUAAACAAAGUACAGAGGAAAAAAUUUCGGAAGCUUUACCUGUCAAACUACAAACACCCAAAUUUUCACACAGAAUGCAUCAGUCUAGUAAAAGGCAAAGUCAAAUGUCUCCCUUUACCAAACUCUAUGAAAACCUGAAACAUGAGAUUAACAUGAAAAAAUCUCUGCAAGAGGGAAAUGUAUGUCAACAAGCUACAAAAGAUGGUAAGAGAAUUUCAUCAUCAAGUUGUGCUGAUGGUCUGAGAAGCCUGAAUAAAAAAGAACUAGGCAGAAGUGAAAUUACUGAAGAAAGUAAAAUAAAGCAAGAAGUAAUUGGUUCAGAAUUUAACCAGAUCUCAGCUCUAGGAAGUGCUACCAAGAAGAGUUUUGCCAGAAGUCCUCGAACUUCUGUUUCAAAGGAGAUAUCAAGAGAUACUGGUAAAAGCAGUCACUUGCAGGAUCCCGAGGAACUAAGUACAGAAGGCAAAUCUAAAGGUAUUGAAGUUACAACUGAAUCCAGUAUGGAGAAUUAUGGAAAUUCAGCAUUGCAGCCAUGCUCUAUAGAAUGCCUGGAUUAUGGAGAUAGAAUGAAAAGAUACAGCUUUGCAAUAGAGGCAAAAAAAACAGCACAAACAACUCACACAACAAACAUUUCUGAAGUAGAUAAAUACGUUCUGUCUACACCAACAUCCAGAAGGAAGAGUCCUCGGUCUCAUUUCAUAACACCUACCAAAAAAAAUAGCAGAGUGAAUCCUGUAAAUAUUGGUACUCCAACAGCUCAACGACGUGUGUCUUUGAAACAAAAGUUUUCUACAGAAAUUUCAGCUGAAACUCAAAGGGAAGAUUCAAUAUGCAGAAUUGAUAGCCUCAAAGAACUGCCUUUGGCAGAAAAUAAAUGCUUAAAACAAAGACGAAAUAGUAAACAACUUACACCAGGAAAACUUGUAAACGAAGAAGUGCUGAAAGAAAUUUGUGAUCAGGCAAACUUUGUUAACUCAAAAGAGGAACAUUCUGAAACUCCUCCCUUUCUUUCCAGUUCCAAGAGUCCCAGAAGAAAUAACAGGCGAAGUAAAGAAUUAUUGAACAAAAGUGUCCAUUCAGAGACACUGGCUUCAGAAGAGUUAACAUCAGAACUGGCAUCUCCUGCUAGUCAGAAAUCUGGCUCCAGAAGACAAAGGGGUAGGCCAAGGACCUCUGGUCUGCUAACUGAGAAAGCACCGGAGACAAAUGCUGUCCAACAACAUCCCGAUACAGACAGACAAGACAAUGGAGCUAAAGAAGAGCUGGCCACGAAGGAACAUCAGAAACAAGAUUUGGAAGAUGCCAGUCUUCAAAGGCCUUGUAGACUGUCAUCCAAGAGAAGGUCUUCUGGAAGUGCUACUGUACUGAAUGACAGUGAGACUGUCUCAGAAAUGAGUGUUUCUGGCCUGUUGGCUGGAGAAGAAUCAGGCAAGACAAAAAGGGUAUCUCAGAAGAGGAAAGGUGGUGAUUUGUUACUUCAGCCUUUAGGAAAAAGAAAGAGAGUGUCUUUUGGUGGUCAUCUAAGUCCAGAACUUUUUGAUAAAAGUUUGCCUCCCAACUCGCCCGUUAAAAGAGGUGCAAUUCCUGCCAGACUGAGCUUACCGUCUGGAAACUCGCCACGAGCCGUUCUGAAAAAGGCUCGGGGAUUGGAGCACUUUGCAGUCCAGGAACUUUCAGAACCUCCGCAGAAAGAAAAAAUUUCACCGAAACGUUUGUUGGUCCAGAAGUCUCCAGCUGCCUCACCCCCUGCCUCUGGGACAGCAAGACCUAAACUUACUUCAGGCUCUCCAGCGCCUUACACAAAGGGACGUUUCUCUGUCUCUCACAUCACAACACCAUCACCAAUUGCAGAAGGGAAGGAUGCUGCUGCAGAAGACAUGAAUACGAAGGAGAAAAAUGCCAGAGUGAAAACACCUACAUCUUCUCACGUUAACCAAGAUGGUAAAACCCUUUUAACAGCUAUACCUGACAAAUUAACAAGUGCACAACCUGCUUUGAAGGUCACACCCAUGAAGAGAAGUGGGGCUGUAGCACUUAUCAAUGCGAAAAGAAGAAGCGGUGCCUCCAGUGCCAAUUUACUAGUUGCAAAAUCUUGGGCAGAAGUGGUAAAAUUAGGUGUUGUAAGACCACAGUCAAAGACUGUUAAAAAAAGUGUCCGAAAAGGAAACUCUGUGAAGAAGACAACCCGAUCACCAAAGACUCCAGAAAGAAAAAUAAAAGGUCAUUUUAGUACAGGUCAUGCAGAGUCACCUGCUACAAUAGUUGUAGGUAAAGCUUAUUCUACCACGGUCAGAACAGCUGGACAGGUCCCUAAAGUGGUAAAAAAUCCCAUCGUGAACUUAAACAGGAAUAUGGACGAAAGCUUCACGGGAAUGACUGAAAUGUUUCAAACUCCAGAAAAUAAGAGCGGAAAAACAUUACCUUUGACCUCUGUUCAGAUGACUGAUUUUACACCGCCGUGUACUGCAGUGGAAAUUUCUGAAUUGCACACUCCUGAGGAGUCCGGAGAGAUGAUGGUGUCACCAUUAAAUAGUUCAGAUGCUUCAGAACAGAAACAAGAUAGUCCAGGCAUUUGUCACCUUCUGAGAGAGGAGUCUCUAAAGUCUAUGUUUGAUACAGUAUCCACAAAAACUCCUGAGAAAAGAAAAGCUAUGCUGGAAGAAAAUAUUAGUGUGGAUAGUUUGUCAAUAAUUCCAGGAAAACAAGCAUCUCGACUGAAAUCAGGAAGUAAAAGGAGGACUCCAAAGCAGAAGCAGGAGCCAGUUGAGGUCCUGUCGGGCAUCAAGCAGCUCAUGAGGACCCCAAAGCAGAAGCCGGAGCCAGUUGAGGUCCUGUCAGGCAUCAAGCAGCUCAUAAAGACUCCAAAGCAGAAGCCGGAGCCAGUUGAGGUUCUGUCAGGCAUUAAGCAGCUCAUGAAGACUCCAAAGCAGAAGCCAGAGCCAGUUGAGGUCUUAUCUGGCAUUAAACAGCUCAUGAAGACUCCAAAGCAGAAGCUGGAGCCAGAUGAGGUCCUGUCAGACAUCAAGCAGCUCAUGAAGACCCCAAAGCAGAAGCCAGAGCCAGUUGAGGUUCUGUCAGUCAUCAAGCAGCUCAUGAAGACUCCAAAGCAGAAGCCAGAGCCAGUUGAGGUCCUGUCAGGCAUCAAGCAGCUCAUGAAGACCCCAAAGCAGAAGCCAGAGCCAGUUGAGGUCCUGUCAGGCAUCAAGCAGCUCAUGAAGACCCCAAAGCAGAAGCCAGAGCCAGUUGAGGUCCUGUCAGGAAUCAAGCAGCUCAUGAAGACUCCAAAGCACAAGCCAGAGCCAGUUGAGGUCCUGUCAGGCAUCAAGCAGCUCAUGAGGACCCCAAAACAGAAGCCAGAGCCAGUUGAGGUCCUGUCAGGCAUCAAGCAGCUCAUGAGGACCCCAAAACAGAAGCCAGAGCCAGUUGAGGUCCUGUCAGGUAUCAAGCAGCUCAUGAGGACCCCAAAACAGAAGCCAGAGCCAGUUGAGGUCCUGUCAGGCAUCAAGCAGCUCAUGAGGACCCCAAAGCAGAAGCCAGAGCCAGUUGAGGUCCUGUCAGGCAUCAAGCAGCUCAUGAGGACCCCAAAGCAGAAGCCAGAGCCAGUUGAGGUCCUGUCGGGCAUCAAGCAGCUCAUGAGGACCCCAAAGCAGAAGCCAGAACCAGUUGAGGUCCUGUCGGGCAUCAAGCAGCUCAUGAAGACCCCACAGCAAGAGUUGGAACCUGUUACAGAUGAAAUUGGCUUUAAAAGAUUGCUGAAGACACCAGUGCAAGAAGGGGAAGCAGUAAAAGAUGUGUCAAGUGUUACAUUAAUCAAGAAAACUCCAAAGCUGAAGUAUCAACCGGUAGAAGACAUGAUUGGGGUCAGCCGUAUUUUCAAGACACCAAAGAAAAAAGUUGAACCCAUAGAAGAUAUGUUUGGUAUUAGUAGAUUAUUGAAGACUCCAAGAGAGAAGUAUCAACCGGUUGAUGAUUUUGUGGGUCUGCAAAGUCUUAUGGCAGAACCCAAGAAUAGAUGUUCUGAUUUUGAAGUGGACUGCGUUGAAGUUACAGAAAAGUUUGAUAUACCGGAGGAAAUUAAGGUCAGAUCAGUGAAUGUUUCGGAUUCUAAGCAACAAGAUACUGCACCUCCUUGUACUAAUUCCAGUCAGAAAUAUGAAGAUAAAGGAAAUAUUUCACAAGGUGAAGAUUCUCAACAGAAGGAAUCGAUUAGUGAAGACCAGUCUACCCAGAGAGCAACAAGGGGCAGAUCAAGGAACACAGUACAUACUUCUUCAGCAAAGCAGUGUGGAAAGGAUUUGAAUGUAAAAGAAUUGCAACGUGUGGAAAAAAAGAGCACCGAAGAGGAGAUGGAAGAGAUCAGUACUUCAGCUUCAGUAGCUAAAAAUAAAGGAAGAGGAAGGAGAGUAAACCGUUGCAUGCAAGAGGAAAUUGUUUCAAAGCAUCCUGGUCAGGAAACAGUUGAAGUUGUUUCAUUUGUGGAACCACACGGAGCUACUCAAAGACCAGGAAGAGGUAAAGGGAAAGAACAGAAGGAGUUAAAACAUCCAAGUGAGAAUCUUGAGUCUUGUGGCAGAGAUUCUUUGGUGCUACGAGAAGAACAUGCAGAUACGAAACAGACUUUGCAAGAGUAUGGCAUCAAUGACGUAUUAGAAACUGAAGGUGAUCCAGCCAUAAAGGCAGUAAGUGUAUGUAGUAGCAUUCAAAAUGAAAAUUGUCAACUGCAAACAGGUUUAAAAAAACCUGAAAACAAGCCUGAUCAAGGUGGUGUAGAUGACAGUGAAGAAAUGCUUCUGUCACCUAGAAGGAGGUCCAGAGGAGUAGAAAACACAGAACCAGUGAUUCCACCAAAAAGAGCAAGAAGAGCUAGGAAUGACCAAGUUAAACAAGCUUCUUCAGAGGUUCUUCAUGGGACAACAAGGAAACUUCGUAAAGACCCAUCAGCAAAAAUGAUAGAAAGAGAUGAACAAGACAAAGAUUCUGAGACUACCACAGCAGAAGAAUCUGAAAAUGGAACUAAACUUGAAACAAAGGUAAUGGAGAAAAGAAUUAAGUCUUUAAGAAGUGCUAGAAAGCACUCAGCUGAAGUAAAAGCAGACAUUUGUGGGAUGGCGCUUGAAAAUAUACGAAAUGCUCAGAGAACAGAGGAAACUUCAACUGAAACUGAUACUGAAACACAGUCACACAUCAAAAGUGAGAUUAAAGUAUCUCAGGGAGAUGAAACAGAAAAUGCUCAGGCAAAUACAACAGAGGCAUCUCAAAGAUUAAAGGCAGAGUCACCUUCUGGAGAGACAAGCAAAAUGCCAGCUCCUGCUCUGAACUUGGAAUCAAACAGAAGUGCAGUACAGGAAACAAACAGAACCAGAAAAAGGAGAGUCAGAGAAGACUCUUUGGAGAAAAAGACGGAUGAAUUUGCCAGAAAUGUAAACAACCUAGAACUAAUUACUGCCAAAUUUAAGUCAGAAACAGAAAUGCGUGAGUCUUCUCUCAAAGAUUCCUUGAGCUCUGUUUGUGUCAAGAUUACAUGCCAAGUCAUGAAGGACCAGAACAGCCCAGCUGCCACACCGAUACCUGCUGCAAACAGUGACAGUCUCGCUCAUAGCCGUCAAAAGCGGACAAGAAAUGAACAGGGGAUACUGAAACCCAACCAAACUGAAAUCCCACAAGAGAAUCAAGCACAAGAAAAUGGAACAGCAUGUAGAAGAGGUAGAGGUAGAAAAGCUAAUUUUGAACUUGAAGUCAGCUCCAAAGCAGUUGGAGGAAAAAGCAGUUUACCUGGGAAUGACGAGGGUGUGAUUUACAAAGAUGGUCGAUGUGAGACUUCAAAAAAUCCUUUACAAGUAAGGAGGAGCAGAAGAAAGCAAGUUGAUUCCGUUCCACAAAUAGCUUGUUCUACCUUUAUGGAAAACCAAACAUUAAUUGCAGAUCAUAGUAAAGAUGAAGCUUCUGUAAAAGAGCAAGAUUCAGCUUUGGAAGCUACUCCCUCUUCAACAGAAGACAAUCCACGGAGACGAGGGAGAAGACGAGAGGUUGCUGCAGCGUCACAAACUUCUAGAUCUGUUUCUAUCAGAAAAAGACGCGGGUUGACAGAAGGUGAUGAUAAAAAGAUGACUGUGAGAGAAGAUCAAAAUCCAGCUUUGGGAAAUAAAACUUUGCAGGCAAAAGCAAAUGCAUCAGCAAGGGACAAAAGGAAAAAGAUUGAUCUAGCAGUAGAGGCAAAAAGUUCAUCUUCUCUCCAGAGAAAAUGUGACUUGUCAGAAACUGAUGAUAAAGAGAAGGGUACUAAUGAAAAACAAAACAUGCCUUUGGAAACAGUGUCCUGUGCAAAAGAGAAGCCAUUAGGAAGGGGCAGAAGGAAAGAAACUGCUCUGACAUCACACACAACUAAUUACGUUUCUCUUCGAGGAAAACGCGGUUUGCCAGCAGAUAACAGUAGAGAAGAAGCUCCUAAAGAUCUAAAAGUUCCAUUAGAAACUUAUGAUUCAUCUGUAAAAAAAGAUCAACUGAGAAAAGGCAGAAAGAAGGAAAUUGCCCUCUUGUUAGAAGCCACAAGUUCUGUUUCUAUUCAGGAAAAACAGGACAUAACCAAAGAAAGUGGUAGAAAGAAUAAUUAUAGGGAAGCAAAAAAGCUGAUUUUGGAAAAAUCUACUUCCCAAGAAAAAAUGGGUCUUUCAAAAGGGAACUUGAGGCAAACAAUCACUUCGCUUGCUGUUAGUUCCACAUUAGUUCAAGGUUUGCCAGAAGAUGGUAAGACUGAAACUCCUGAAGAAAAACAGAGUGUGCUUCUGGAAGUGGCUCCGUCUGCAAGAGAAAAUCCACCAAGAGUGGGCAGAAAAAACCCAAUUUCUUCCAAAUCUGAAGAAACUAGUUCCACUUUUCUCAGGGAAAAGCUUGCCUUGCCCAUAGAUAGAGGUCAAAAGAGGAUUCUUAAAGAAAGUAAAGAUACAUCUCUAGAAAAUAAGUCAUCCCAGGAAGAAACAAGACAAUUGAGGAGCAAAAGGAGAAAGGUAGAAUUCACAUCAGAGGCAGCUAAUUCUACUUCUAGCCGUAAAAACGGCAACUUGCCAGAAAAUGGUAACACUUUGGAAACGCAAAAUGUGUGUUUGACAUCCACUGGUUCUGAAAAAAAUAAUCAGUCUGGAAAAGAAAAAGAGGUUAACCCUCUACAACAGGCAACCUCCACUUCUCGCAGAAGAAAAUGUCAGUUGCCAGCAGAUGACGUAGCAUCCAAAAAAUUGAAAUCAGAGAAGGAUGAAAAUAAAUCACUACAAAAAGGAAAAAGAAACAAAGCUAAAGAAGAACUUGGCAAAGAGGCUGUAAGGGCUACUCUGACGGCUGGAGGGAUGGACAGGAAGACAAGAUCAAGCACAAGAACAAGUGCAAGAACAAGAAAAUAGUCUUAACGGUCACAGAACCAGUUUUUAAAUCAAUUCAGUAAUGGAAAUUACAGCUUUUUAAUGUAAAUUUAUUUGCACUCGGAUUUUAAGCUCAGAUUUUUUAAAGCAAUCAAUGAAUGAUGAUAUUAUCAAAAUAUAUUUCUUAAUGUGUUUACAGGUACAGCGUAGAUCUCUGUUUUAAUAGAUUUGUCUGUGUGUAGUGGUUCCUAAACCAUGGGGUGCUUGUGCAAAAUUGCAAACAUAGAAAUAAAUCUUUUUGUAACA
Messenger RNA from Tyto alba (common barn owl), 8348 nucleotides. It is a transcript of the gene MKI67, whose product is annotated as marker of proliferation Ki-67. The transcript is spliced from 17 exons. Bases 216 to 8084 code for a protein of 2622 amino acids. Gene Ontology annotation, biological process: regulation of mitotic nuclear division; regulation of chromosome segregation. Lineage: Eukaryota; Metazoa; Chordata; Aves; Strigiformes; Tytonidae. Gene Ontology annotation, molecular function: protein binding. The record is from RefSeq and is a predicted model, not a curated record. Gene Ontology annotation, cellular component: chromosome; nucleus.